AUGGAGAAUUUGAAAGAUCAACUAGAAGACGGCUUUCAGCACCUAAAGGAGAUGCUGGAACCGAUGCAGAAAUACGUCACACCAACUUCCGCUUUGGUAGGACUUGGUGCCGGUCUGACAGUCUACUGGCUGAUCAAACGAAACAAAUACAAACUACCGCCGGGACCUACACCUUUACCACUGCUCGGAAACUAUAGUCUAUUGGGAACAAAAGACUUGCAAGAACAUCUAGCAGAGCUGUCAAAGACGUAUGGGCCGGUUAUCACUGUAUACAUGGGCACGAUCCCCAUGGUGAUUGUCAAUACAAUAGAAGCUGCCACGGAAGCCUUGGUCAAGUCGAAGGCAGACUUUGCCAACCGACCAGAGUUUCCAACAGGAGAUAUUCUUUCUGAUGGUGGAAAAGACAUCGCUUUGGCCCAGUAUACUCCUACAUGGAAACUCCACCGUAAGAUCGCUGGUUCCGCCCUCAGGACCUACCUGAAAGGAAAGCGGUUAGAAGAUGCUAUACACGGAUCCUUGGUGCAGGGGAUUAAGAUGUUUGAGGACACGAAGGGAGAACCUUUCGUUCCACACUCACACAUAGACCUUUGUGUAAUGAACAUCAUCUGCGGGCUUUGCUUCCAGAAAGUGUAUAAUUUUGACAACCCUGCAUUCAAGCAUUGGUUGGAUUUACAGAACGAACUGUUAACAACAUUUGGGAACGGUUUCAUAGAAGACCUCUUUCCUAUUUUGGCGAAGAUCUGGCCUAGCAAACGGUUCACAAAAGCAGUAACAAUAGCACAGGAACUUUAUCAGAACCUUGAGAAAGAGUUUAAGGAGCAUCAGAAGUCCUUUGAUGAAGGUAACAUCCGGGACUUCGCUGACGCCUUAAUUCUAGCGCGACUAGAGGCAGAAAACGAGGACGAUACAGAACUUCUGAGUCAACUCACAGAUGUUCAUCUGAAACAGACGCUGGGCGAUAUUUUCUUCGCUGGAUUAGACACCUCACGGCUCACCUUGCAGUGGUUUCUACUGUACAUUGCUGCAAAUACUGAAAUACAGAAAAAAGCACAGAUGGAAAUCGACAAUGCUGUUGGGCGUGACCGACUUCCGGGUCUUGACGAUCGAAAUGCAAUGCCAUACACAGAGGCUACACUGCACGAGACAAUGAGGAUAGCCACAGUGGCCCCUGUGGGUGUACCACAUGCAGCCAGAGUCGAUUCUAAAUUAGGCGGAUAUGAUAUACCAAAAGGAACAACCAUCAUGGUUAACCAGUGGGCUCUACACUACGAUACCCGACACUGGAAAGAUCCCAAAAAAUUUGAUCCGGAAAGAUUUUUGGAUUCAGAUGGGAAUCUGGGACCUAAACCUGUUAGUUGGCUUCCAUUUUCUGCCGGAAGGAGGGUUUGUCUUGGAGAAAGCGUUGCCAAGGCAGAACUUCAUGUAAUCUGCGCAAUCCUUCUCCAUCAGUUUGAUAUCAUGCUACCGCCAGGUGUCGCUCCCGAUUUUACCCCAGAUAUCAGUGGCUUAGGAGGAUAUACUGCGAAUCAAUACAAGAUUGUUGUUAAGAAGAGGUCUUAA
Molecule: messenger RNA, 1560 nt
Organism: Ylistrum balloti
Lineage: Eukaryota; Metazoa; Mollusca; Bivalvia; Pectinida; Pectinidae
Product: steroid 17-alpha-hydroxylase/17,20 lyase-like
Exons: 10
Coding region: 1-1560 (519 amino acids)
Biological process (GO): hormone biosynthetic process; progesterone metabolic process
Molecular function (GO): iron ion binding; steroid 17-alpha-monooxygenase activity; heme binding
Source: RefSeq, a predicted model, not a curated record